CGGGUAAAACAUGCGAUCAGAUCCAAAACCGGCUGCAUUCCUCUCUCUCUCUCUCUCUCUCUCUCGCUCCAAACAAUGCUAGCGAGAUGGAGACGAGCGGCCUCUUGCUUCUCCCACCUCGGAUCUCUUCGAGGAUCUCAUCUCUUCGAUCGCGGCUGCUCCAAAGUCUCCGCCGCCGCCGCGUCGAGCCCAAAGCCCGCGACACCAAAUCCCCAGCUCAGCAAACCCGAGGUUAGACUAAAUGCAUUGUUUUGGUCAAAGCCCUGUUCGUUAUCCUUGGCUCCACAUUCUCCUCUAAGAAUAGAAGAACCACAUUAUGAGGGCAUCAGGCGUUUUAUGCUCAAGCUGUUGUUGUUUUAUAGCAAACAAAGCAAAUCUCUCCGAGGAGCAAAUGUGGUUUAUCGGCGUAUCACUUCACAGGUUGAUAAGCCUGCCAUUUAUGAUGUAUUUCAGUUGGAGAAAACAUUUAAAACUACAUUUGCUUUGCUUGUGCUUCAUAUGUGGCUCUUCCUACGCCGAAUGAAGGAGGAAGGAAAUGAAGGAGCUGAAUUUGGGCAAUAUCUAUAUGAGAUUUACAAUCACGAUUUGGAGUUGAGAGUAUCAAAAGCUGGGGUUAACUUACUCUUAACAAAAUGGAUGAAGGAGUUAGAGAAGAUAUUUUAUGGAAAUAUUAUUGCAUAUGACACUGCUCUCAGUCCCGAAGCCAAAAAUGAUGAACUUGUGAAUGUCCUAUGGAGGAACGUUUUCUCAGAAGAUGGCUCACAGUUGUCAGAUCCUGUGGCUGCUCCUGCUGUCCAGGCAAUGGCUAGAUAUACUUGUAGGGAGUCCACAUGCCUGUCAAUGACAGAGAAGGAAGCUCUGUACUCUGGCAACUUCAUGUUCACCUCAUUGGAAAACCAGUUACCUAAUCAGGGAAAGUCCACAAAAUGAUACCUUCAAGCUGUAGAAAUUGACAAAUAUGAAGCAAAAGAUUAAAGAUAUCUUUUAUUAUGAUAUUUAAAUGUUGCUUUCCAAAUGAAGGAAAAAAGAAAAUUACUUGGAUGACGACGACAACAACAAUGAAGGGAGACUUGCUAUGUGUUUGGAGAAGAGGUCCCCAAGAAAUGAAGCCUGUUUUGCCCUCCUUUUCUUGUUAGGUACAAAUACAACUUUGAUUUGUUUAAAGUGAUCAUUUGAGGGAGCUUUGCUUGACAUGUUCCUUUUUUGGUAAUGCUCUUUGUGGGGUUAUUUGUUAACCUUCAUUUGGUCUAAGAUUCUGAAUCGAAUGAACAAAAUGUUGGCCAAAGCUACAGCUGUCAAGUUUGUGUAAUAUUACUUUCUAUCAGCACU
Asparagus officinalis (garden asparagus) is the source of this 1329-nucleotide messenger RNA. Its product is annotated as ubiquinol-cytochrome-c reductase complex assembly factor 1-like. The transcript has 7 exons. Gene Ontology annotation, cellular component: mitochondrion. The record is from RefSeq and is a predicted model, not a curated record. NCBI's taxonomy places the organism in Eukaryota, Viridiplantae, Streptophyta, Magnoliopsida, Asparagales, Asparagaceae. The coding region runs from base 76 to 930 and encodes 284 amino acids. Gene Ontology annotation, biological process: mitochondrial respiratory chain complex III assembly.